AUGUUUAUAUAUCAUCAAGUACUGACUCAUGAACUUCAUAACAUGAAUUUUUCUUAGAAAAUAUAUAGUGUAAUUCAAUAUGUCAUUUAUUGUUUGCCGGCUAGCUAACAAAUAAUUAAACUUUGUCGUCCAAGUAUCGAUAAAAAUAACAACAAUGACUUUUUAUUAUUCUUCAUUUUUAAAAAUUAAUUGUUGUUAAAUAUUUAUAUAACUAAAAAUCAAUUAUGGAGAUAAUUCAAGAGAAAAAAAAUAACGAACUGGAUGAAAAGACAGGGGAGAAUGACGUUUUAAUUUAUCCGCACCAACCCUCUAUGACAAUUUAUAUUUUGUUGAUAACCAUCGUGUCGGCUAUCGUGGUUGCGGUUUCUGUACGACUGGUUUACAAAGACAGUUAUUUAAAAGCUUUUAUUGACAACCUAACAACUUUCGUUGUUUGUUUCCUUAUACUGACAUUAGGAUCAAUAAUACUUCGGGUGAUAAGUUUCUGUGCAGAGUUAGAGUAUUUGAAAAAUCAUUAUGACAAUCAAGUACACAAAAUUUUUACGUCUACAUUUGAAUUUAAUGUAAUAUCCAUAGUAUUUAUUGUCGUUUGCAGCAUUUAUAUGAUUAUGUUUGCUGUAAGAAAAGGUGAUAUAUUGAGUUACACCCGUGCCUUUGAUUCUACAUCAAAUAUUUUAAUUUUUUUACUAUCAAUUAUUGCGAGCCAAAGUAUUGGCUUGUUUCGUUAUAAAUCUAACUCUACUUACACAUUCAAUACAUUGGAUGGUGUCGAUUAUGGGACAGGAAUGGCAUACAGUUAUUACUAUGGUUAUUUAAGAAUAAUUCUUCCUUCAGAUGGUGUCAAUAAUCCAGGACUUCGUGCAAAGAUGGAAGACUAUGAAUCAAAUCAAAGUACAUCGGAAGUUAAGAUAACGAUACCUGUAAAAAAACUUUUUAUUUUGAUACCCGAGUCAGGACACAUUCCUCCAGAUCUUAGAGACGCGUCCAAUAAUUGGUUGGAGAGUACGACUAAUCUGGAAAAUGAAAUCCGGGAUCGGGCCGGAACUAAAAGACGAACAUAUCACAAUACUGUAUAUAAAAUUCACCCUGGAGGUGAAGGACAAAAACGUAGGCCUGUUUAUAUUGUUGUUGAAGGUGCGACGCCAAUGUUGACGUUUUAUGAGAUACUGCAACACUCUCAUAGACAUUCUGAUACGUAUAAAAAUAAUCGGGUUCAAAUAAUUGCUGCCUUUUAUAAAACUCUUCAGAAUAUUUUAAAUGACAAUGCGGAAUGUCGUGAUACCUGUGAAUUAGUUUAUUAUAAAGAUUAUGAUAAUAAUGGCACGAGAGUUAACAUUGGAGAAAUUUUACUCGAUAGAAUUCGAAAAGAUGCUCCACAUUGUUGUUAAAUAAUUAAAAUUAAGUAAUAAAACAGGGUAAAUUUGAAAUUACGAGACUUCCCAACCCAGUGAAAAAAAUAUUCUUUUACGGGUAUAAAUAAUUAAUCUGUUAAUUAUUAACAGCAAAUAAUUGCAAUGCAUUGAAUUUAUUUAUACGAGCUGUAAUAAUAUUUUUGUAUUAGGGGAUAACAAGUCCAGGGCAAAGUGAAGUAAAACUUGUAUUGACAUUCCGAUCUUUGUUCAAUGAGAAAUAUCCCUGAUUAAGAAAAGUGAUUUGAUUUUUUAAAAAUUUGAAUAUUUUUAAAUCUUUCCGAACUCGCAAUAAAAAUUACAAAGUGUUUGAAGCGAUUUAAAAAAUUUUUUAGAGAUUGAAAGCUGUACGUAAGUACCCAAGUAACACAGGGACAACUUAAAGAUGCCUUUUAAAAAGAUGUCAAUUUUUUUUUGGUCUCAAAGCCAAGUUUUUUUAUGUAAAUAAGACAUACAGAUGUUAGUCCUGGUCAUAGGAAAUUUGGGUUUUUUUUUUCCGUCUCAAAAAAGUCAUUUCAAUUAAAAAAUCUUUGAGUUGACUUAUUUGACAUCUAUUUGUAAUUUAAUUUUUGACGUCACUUGUGUUAAGUUUUUUAACCAGAUAUUUUUUGGUGACAUAAAUUUCUGAUCGUUUUGUCAACAUUUUGGUGUCAACGAUAAUUUAAAAAACAGCCUCAAAAUUUUUAUCUUAUAGAUGUCAAAGCCAAGUGUGCUACUUGGGUAUUCAAAAAAAUUGAUUACCCAAGUAGCACAGAGUCAACUUUAAGAUGUCUUUUAAAAGGACGACAAAUUUUUUUUUGUCUCAAAGUCAUCUUUUUUGGUAUGAAUACGAUAUGCAAAUGUUGGUUCCGGAGACAGAGACGAGUUGUAUUGUUUUUCCUGUCUUAUGUC
Microplitis mediator is the source of this 2300-nucleotide messenger RNA. RefSeq names its product stimulator of interferon genes protein homolog (gene Sting). The transcript is spliced from 10 exons. Bases 225 to 1388 code for a protein of 387 amino acids. The record is from RefSeq and is a predicted model, not a curated record. Gene Ontology annotation, biological process: reticulophagy; positive regulation of type I interferon production; innate immune response. NCBI's taxonomy places the organism in Eukaryota, Metazoa, Arthropoda, Insecta, Hymenoptera, Braconidae. Gene Ontology annotation, cellular component: endoplasmic reticulum membrane; autophagosome. Gene Ontology annotation, molecular function: 2',3'-cyclic GMP-AMP binding; cyclic-di-GMP binding.